CCCUCCCCACUCGCUGCCUUGGCCCUCCCCCAGGGUUGUGGCCACGCGCUGGGACGGCGGUUGUUCCGCUUCCCUUCUAGCGCGGGCCGUCGCCAUUGCCGAAGUCUCCCUGUCCUCCCCACCCAGCGUCCGCUCGCUCGGCCUAGCGGUAGCAGCGGCUGCGCUGCAGCGCGGCUCGUCUUCCCGUCCUGCUCCCCCUUCCGUCCCCACCCCACCCCGCCCCGCGCCGCGCGCUUGCCCGGGCGGCGCCGCAGCUUGCUGGGAACUCGGACGGAGGCACUUCGCUGGGCGGGGACCUUUCCUCGCCAGGGGCCGUAACCGUAAUUCUGAAUCAUGUCUGAUAACGGAGAACUGGAAGACAAGCCUCCAGCGCCUCCCGUGAGAAUGAGCAGUACCAUUUUUAGCACUGGAGGCAAAGACCCUUUGUCAGCUAAUCACAGUUUGAAACCUUUGCCCUCUGUUCCAGAGGAAAAAAAGCCCCGGAAUAAAAUCAUCUCCAUAUUCUCAGGCACAGAGAAAGGAAGUAAGAAGAAAGAGAAGGAACGGCCAGAAAUUUCUCCUCCAUCUGAUUUUGAGCACACCAUCCAUGUUGGCUUUGAUGCUGUUACUGGAGAAUUCACUGGCAUGCCAGAACAAUGGGCCCGAUUGUUACAGACUUCCAAUAUCACCAAACUAGAGCAAAAGAAGAAUCCUCAGGCUGUGUUAGAUGUCUUAAAGUUCUAUGACUCCAACACAGUGAAGCAGAAAUAUCUGAGCUUUACUCCUCCAGAGAAAGAUGGCUUCCCUUCUGGAACACCAGCACUGAGUGCCAAGGGAUCAGAAACAUUAGCAACAGAGGAAGAUGAUGAUGAUGAAGAAGCUGCUCCUCCUGUUAUUGCCCCACGACCAGAUCAUACAAAAUCAAUUUAUACACGGUCUGUAAUUGACCCUAUUCCUGCCCCAGUUGGUGAUUCUAAUGUUGAUGGUGGUGCCAAGUCUUCUGACAAACAGAAAAAGAAGACUAAAAUGACAGAUGAAGAGAUCAUGGAGAAAUUAAGAACUAUUGUAAGCAUAGGUGACCCUAAGAAAAAAUACACAAGAUAUGAAAAAAUUGGGCAAGGGGCUUCUGGUACAGUUUUCACUGCUACUGAUGUGGCGUUGGGACAGGAGGUUGCUAUCAAACAGAUUAAUUUACAGAAACAACCAAAGAAGGAAUUGAUCAUCAACGAGAUUCUGGUGAUGAAAGAAUUGAAGAAUCCCAACAUAGUUAACUUCUUGGACAGUUACCUGGUGGGAGAUGAAUUGUUUGUAGUAAUGGAGUACCUUGCUGGGGGAUCACUUACUGAUGUUGUAACAGAAACCUGCAUGGAUGAAGCACAGAUUGCUGCUGUGUGCAGAGAGUGUUUACAGGCGCUGGAGUUCUUACAUGCUAACCAAGUGAUCCACAGAGACAUCAAAAGUGACAAUGUGCUUUUGGGAAUGGAAGGAUCAGUUAAACUUACUGAUUUUGGUUUCUGUGCCCAGAUCACUCCUGAGCAGAGCAAGCGAAGCACCAUGGUCGGCACGCCAUACUGGAUGGCACCAGAGGUGGUUACACGGAAAGCUUAUGGCCCCAAAGUGGACAUAUGGUCUUUGGGUAUCAUGGCUAUUGAGAUGGUAGAAGGGGAGCCUCCAUACCUCAAUGAAAAUCCCUUGAGGGCUUUGUACCUGAUAGCAACUAAUGGAACUCCAGAACUUCAGAAUCCAGAGAAACUUUCGCCAAUAUUUCGGGAUUUCUUAAAUCGAUGUUUGGAGAUGGAUGUGGAGAAAAGGGGUUCGGCCAAAGAAUUGUUACAGCAUCCUUUCCUGAAACUGGCCAAACCAUUAUCUAGCUUGACACCACUGAUUAUGGCAGCUAAAGAAGCAAUGAAGAGUAAUCGUUAACAUUGUUGCCAUGGCCUCAUGUUCCUUUUCCAUUUUCUAAAAGAAGUAUUUUAAUAUAUGAAAAUUAUUACUCUUUUGGGUUUUAAGGAAAUGGCCUGCACAAUGUGGAGGAAAAAAAAUAACUACUUCCUGAAGACAACCAAGAAAAAAUUGCAAAACAGAAUGACAACCUUCUAUUGAAUCCCUUCUUUAGGGUCCAAAAGGAAUUGUGGAAUGAAUCACUAGCCUUCUUUCAGCAGACAGCCCAUCAGGGCCAUUUAUCAUGCUUGAGAUUUGCAUUUUAUUUUGCUGACUUCAUUGUAAUAGAUUCCAUUCAUUGUCCCUUUUGGGGUAUUUUCAGUACUUGAAUGGUAGAUUUGAGUUGUUCAGUUAUUUGUCUCAUCUGCUGGUCUUCUUUUCUCUCUUUGUAGCUUUCUUUUUUCUUGAAUUGCUCUUUUUGAGUUGCUUUGAGAAAUUUUUCUUAGGCCUAAAUUUGAGGCAAGUUUGAUAGAAAUUAUGUAACUCCUUAUAUUGGCAAAGGAGAUUAAUAUGAUUUAAUUUUGUAUAGAAUUUAGAACCCGCUGUUGUAAUAUUUCAGUUCAGAAUUUGAACUGGGGGAAGGGAAGAAAAGUAUGUGAUUUUUACCUUUUUUAACAAAUGUGAAAAAGUCAGUUUUAGAAAUAUCAUGUUAGUGAAGUGCUUGGCAUUUGUUACAUGUAUAAAGAGAAGACUAAUAAUCUAUAUUUAUAACUAAAUCAUUGAGACAGAAAAAGAAUCCCAUUGAUUGUACAUCUUUAUGAUUUUGUUUUCAACUGUUUCCUCUUCAGAUUUGGCUUUAGGAUUUGCUCUUCCAACUUUUGUUAGUGCCCCUACCUUCCUCUUCCCCUUUUUUCCCCAUCAUUUUGGAAAUGUUUCUGUAUAUGUUGUAAUUUUAGUUUGUUUUUUAAUUAACCCUCUCUCACCCUACUCCCGACCACCACCAUAGUAAAAUAAUAUAAUAACCAUUGAAUUUUCAGAAUUAACUCUUUUUCCAUUUAAAGGAGAAAAUAUUUGGAGCUAGUAGAGGCAAAGUGGAAAAGACUUGAACCUUGUCGAGCUGUCAGAUAAGUAGAUGAGAUUGUAUUCAUGAAAGAGACUUGUCAGUUACGUGGAGAUGCAGCUGCUGACCAGUAAACUCUAGAGAUUCAUUAAAAACAUCGUACCUAAACCAUUACCAACGUUUCACUGUCUGAAAACUGAUAGUAGUUCUUGAUAAAUUCAUGGAUCAUUUGAGAUGUUGAGUUACUUUAUAUUUUUUUCAAAUAAGUAAAUAAUGUUUAGGUAUAAAACUGGAGAAAGGAAGAAAAAUGAAAUGUCCUUAUUGAUAGCAAUAUUUUUUUUAUUUUAAAGAUUUUAAAAGGUCUGUGACCUGUAGCAUUAUUAGAGUCUCCCUCCCCCACCUACACCCCCACUUCUGGUCUCUUCUUCCUCUCCUUUUCCUCUCUCCUUAUUUCUUUAUUGUUUUGUAUUUGGAUGCAGUAUUGUCCUUUCUGACAUGCCAAGAGCCACAUAAAAGAGAAAAAUCUGUGGUUUGGUUUUGGAACAUGGGAAUGUUCCCACCAUUCUCCUAUUAAUUUCGUGCCUGCUUGCCAUCCUGUAAUAGUACAGAUCAUGAAUAAAAACAUUUGUGAUGUUUUGGAGUACAUUGGGGGGGGGAUAAUACAGUUUUAUUUCCUAUCAUUCCAGUCAUCUGUGUAUAAGAUACAGGUAUAAGAAUAGAAAUGGCUGGUUUUUUAUUGAUAAUGCAGGAAGUUUUUCACAGAAAUGAGUAAAAGAGUUAAACUUUUAUCUAGAGCACUUAAUUGUCUCUUUUUUUGAUUCUUGAUUUCAUGUUUCUCUGGAUUAUAUUGGCCUCUAUAGCUAUUACUGAAUUAUAGGAACAAGCUGGUUUAUUUCUGGUGGAAAGCCACAUUGCCUCUUUGAAUUCCAGAUUUGAACAUUCUUUGUAAAUAGUUUUCUGGAUUAAUUACGGUGAAGAAGAUGCUACCGGUGAAAACCAACUAGAUGAUGAGACUGAUGAUCAUGACCACUGUAGCUGGCACCUCGUGUGCAGUCAUAGAGACCAUAUUCAUCGAACUCAGUGCUAAUGCCCCAUUUGUAUUUCUACAACUCAACAAAGGUCUUUUUGGUUUAUAGAAGCAGUUUGGGGUUUGUAUUUACAACUUUGGAUGGUUACCUGCAUGUCCAUUGCUGGCAACGGACUUUGUCAUUAAAACCUGACUCCUAGGUUAAGGGAACUACACUGUGGUUUAUUCUUUACUUAAUUGGAUAAACUAACUUGUAAUAGAAAUA
Messenger RNA from Artibeus jamaicensis (Jamaican fruit-eating bat), 4212 nucleotides. RefSeq names its product p21 (RAC1) activated kinase 2 (gene PAK2). Gene Ontology annotation, biological process: protein phosphorylation; intracellular signal transduction; regulation of MAPK cascade. The coding region runs from base 334 to 1902 and encodes 522 amino acids. Gene Ontology annotation, cellular component: cytoplasm. The transcript is spliced from 15 exons. Lineage: Eukaryota; Metazoa; Chordata; Mammalia; Chiroptera; Phyllostomidae. The record is from RefSeq and is a predicted model, not a curated record. Gene Ontology annotation, molecular function: ATP binding; protein serine/threonine kinase activity.